Messenger RNA from Rubroshorea leprosula, 667 nucleotides. The record is from the annotation of a GenBank genome assembly. Lineage: Eukaryota; Viridiplantae; Streptophyta; Magnoliopsida; Malvales; Dipterocarpaceae.
AAUAAAUUUUUUUAUCAACAUCUUUAAUAUUUUAAUUCGACAAUCCUUUCUCUUAAUCACCCAAAACCAUUAAUUGGACAUCCCAAAUUGCAACGGGGGAUGGAAGAAGAAGUCAGGACCAGUGUAAUGUUAUGCACCUUUCCUAGGGGCCUGAGUCCAAGUAGCAGCCCACAUGUGAAUGGUUUGGGGCUUUGUUGCAAAUAGGGCCCAACAAAAGGUUUUACCUACGCCGGCCUGAUCAGGUGAAUUUGGAGUCUUUUGUCCUGGAGUGGAUCAGGGAUGAGUCUGUAUCAGCUGGCUAUUACUCUGCAUGGUAGUUGUGAACUGUACCGAUGUUUUGCCCUCAGGAAACGAGUCCUAUCAAGCAAAAUAAAGAUUUUUUUUUUUUUGACAAAAAGAAAAAACCAGAGAUGCCUCAGGGAACCGGACCUCCAAAUGAAUGCAAAUGGGAUCUUUCAAGUAGAACGAAGAAACUUUUAUAGGUACUAUGAAAUUAAAGAAGUUAUGACCAAGAAAAAAAAAAAACUCAUGAAAUUAGAUGGAAAAAACCAGGAGGUAAGAGAUUGCAUAUCUUCUCUAUUAUUGCAUACCACAUUGCCUGCAAUUAUUGUCUUUCUUUUUCCUUGCGGAUGGGACCUUAAAUUCCAAAUGAAGGGAAGAGAAUUCU